Fusarium vanettenii 77-13-4 is the source of this 1038-nucleotide messenger RNA. RefSeq lists its product as uncharacterized. The record is from RefSeq and is a predicted model, not a curated record. NCBI's taxonomy places the organism in Eukaryota, Fungi, Ascomycota, Sordariomycetes, Hypocreales, Nectriaceae. The coding region runs from base 1 to 1038 and encodes 345 amino acids. The transcript has 3 exons.
AUGGUGAAUUUGAUACCAAGCUCAAUGCUUCAGCCAUCACCACUCCUCACGAGACACCCGAGCCCGACUCCGUCAACAGCCAUCGUGCCACGUUCCGCACACGUCAAGCGCCGUGCUGUCCGGUCACAAGGCAAGCGACACAAGGAUAAAGGCGACAAAGGGAUUAAUACAAGAAGGAAACGCGACGGCCAAGAUGGAGUGCCAAGAAAGAGAAAGCAUACUCCUCGGAAGAGCGCCGUGACGGAAUCACAUUCGCGCGAGGAGGAAGCAAACCCGUUGCCUACACCCUCAGAUAUCGACAAUUUAAAAUCCAUCGCCAGUUCAGACUGCCUCUGCUGCAACGGCUUCGACUAUAGCGCUUCUAACUUUCUUUGUUUUGCGCCAGAACAGUCAACUUUUAUGGCCCAUGGCCUGGGUAUCAUCAGUCAUGCCCAAUCUGGGGUAGUCCUCCUGAGCAUGACGCAAGAGAUAGCGGAGAAGAAUCCGAUUCCCCGACUGCCCCAUUCUUUCCUCUUAAGCCUCCAUGUUCUUUACCUCACGUUUACGCGGGACCACACCUACGACUUGUUCAUUGAGCACUUUAUCCAGGCCGUCCAUCUCUACCGAGGAGUUCGGACUCUCGCCGCCCUGAACUAUAGCCUUGCUGUUGAUUCGCCCCUUGGCCCCUUUUUGGCCAUGGGCUAUGACGCUGGCGUCUCUGAACCUACCAGGACAGAGUGCACUAGGCUUGUCGAGUUCAUUGACUCUGGGUUUGACAUUCAUGCUACCUUGACGGGGGAGCAGCGUGCCCUAACAGCAGUGGUCUACCCGGCUCUGUUGACCGAGGAAUACAUAACUACUCUGCGAAAGUGUCGCCUAGAAACCAUCGUGACCCUGGCACAUGAUGGCAUCUUACUACACCUGUGUCGUCACGUUUGGGUCAUUGGUGAUGCUGGGGAGUUUCUGAUUGGACUUAUUGCUCGGCGUCUAGGGCCUUGGUGGCAUGAGGCACUGAAAUGGCCUUUGGAGGUUGUGGCGUCGGAAGUAUAUCCAAGUUGA